UUUUUGCAAAGCAAGAUGGCGACCCGCAUCCCUCUGUCUUUAAAGAUGUCACUUUUCAAACCGGUUCUGUUUAAAAACCAUUGUUUAUCCAGAACCCUAGUCAAACCUUUGAGGGACCUGGCAAAACGAGGAUACACAGCGAGUCCACCGCAGGCGGUCGAGGACAAGCAGGCGGUCGCGGCUGGCCCCUCGGGGCCGAUGGAGCACUACCACAGUCUGACCAGAGAGGGCGCCCUUCGGGAGGACCCGCACCAGAGAGCCGUGGUGGAGAAGCUGGACCAAAUGCACAAAACCCUGCGAGGCUACAGCAACGCCCCCCCGUCGUUCUUCUCCAAGUUUUUCACAAAGCCCAAACCGCCGAAAGGUUACUACAUCUUUGGAGACGUUGGCACGGGUAAGACCAUGGUCAUGGACAUGUUUUACUCCCACGUUGAGACGGAGAAAAAGAAGAGGGUCCACUUCCACGGCUUCAUGCUGGACGUUCACAAACGAAUCCACCGGUUGAAGCAGAGCAUGCCGAAGAGGAAGGCAGGGAGAAUGGCCAAAUCCUACGACCCCAUCGCACCCGUGGCCGCCGAGAUCAGUGAGGAGGCGUGCCUUCUGUGCUUCGAUGAAUUCCAGGUCACCGACAUCGCUGACGCCAUGAUCCUGAAGCAGCUCUUUGAGAACCUCUUCCGGAACGGCGUCGUCGUCGUAGCGACCUCGAACCGGCCCCCUGAAGACCUGUAUAAGAAUGGCCUGCAGAGAGUCAACUUUGUGCCUUUCAUUGCUGUGCUGCAGCAAUACUGCCAAACCCUGCGCCUGGAUUCAGGAAUAGAUUACCGAAGGAGGAACAGACCCUCAGCCGGAAAACUCUACUUCCUCUCUAGCGACCCUGACGUGGAGGCUGCCCUUGACAAGAUGUUUGACGAGCUGGCUUUCAAACAGAACGACAUCACUCGGCCGCGGGUGCUCAGCGUUCAGGGGAGGAAGGUGGGUCUGGCCAAGGCCUGCGGGACCAUCGCCGACUGCACAUUCCAGGAGCUGUGUGACAGACCGCUGGGCGCCAGCGACUACCUGGAGCUGUCCCGGCUGUUCGACACCGUCUUCAUCCGGAACAUCCCCCUCCUCGACCUGAACAAGAAGACCCAAGCCCGCCGCCUCAUCACCUUGGUGGACACCCUCUACGACCACAAGGUGCGGGUGGUGAUCCUCGCCGACCACGCUCUAGAAGACAUCUUCGUCAGCGGCGACGACCACGACCUCCACGAGAGCCACGUUCUCAUGGACGACCUGGGCCUCAAACGGGACUCGGCCAGUGACCUCACCAUCUUCAGCGGGGCGGAGGAGGUGUUUGCCUUCCAGCGCACUCUGUCCCGGCUGACAGAGAUGCAGACGGAGCAGUACUGGGUGGAGGCCGACCGCAGCGCCAAAUAAGCCCCACGACGGACCCCUGGCGGUGGGGAGAGAGGGGCUCCCACCAGCCUGUAGCGCCGGCGGCUACGCCUCAUGCUAGUCCCUGCUGGGCCUUCCAGAACCCACUCCAUGGGCCUCCACUCAGAGCCCAGUGCUGGCACGCACACACCUCAGCCAAUUAUUUAUUACUGACAUUCUUGAUUUUAUCUCUACAUUGCACUUUACAGUAUGAGCAUAUAUAUAUAAAUAUAUAGAUCUGCCUGUGGGUGGGUGUAUAUACAUAUUUUAUCAUUUUAUUUCUGAUGGACCUUUGGGCUGCCUGGGAGAUUUUAACUGUGUGUGUGUGUGUGUGUGUGUGUGUGUGUGUGUGUGUGUGUGUGUGUGUGUGUGUGUGUGUGUGUGUGUGUGUGUGUGUGUGUGUGUGUGUGUGUGUGUGUGUGUGUGUGUCUCUGUGUUGACCCGAAAAGGUUAAAAACAAUGUAUUGAACAACAACAAGCAAUUUGGUAGAAAUGCAGGAAAACGCUAAACAUUCUCUCUCUACCGUAAACAUCCAAUGACCUUAUUGAUUGAAUCCCACUGCUGGGACGCCCUGGGAGACUGAAGGAAUGGAGCCAUUUAGCAGCAGUACACAGGUUCAUGGAAACAGGCCAAUUAGGAUGGAUAAUGAGGAUUUCACUAGAUUAUAUAAUCUAAAGAAGUCAUUUGGGGGCUGUAUAAUAAUAAUAAUAAUGUAUAAUUGUACAUUUCACAAGUGCGGUUCAAUGCCUGCAAAUUUAUAUAAAAAAAAAUUGAGUUAAUAUUAAGUGAACGGGCGUAUUCAAUCAUGAGCUUACCAAACGUACUGCCAUUUACAAUAUAAAAUAUUCUUUAUUAAACUCUGAUGGGAAUAAGCCUUUAAGUUUAGCCUAUUAUGCUUUCAGUUCAUCCAGUGGUAAUGUGGGUCGAAUGUAUCAGGACUUAUGUUAUUUAUCCUCUAGUAUUUAACCUCAUGCCGUUUUGGAUGAUUAGGAUGUGUCUGUAAAGUAACAGGCCUUAAACUGAUGACGUUCAGAGUUAUGAAGGCCUGAUUAGGACGUGUGUGUUAAGUGUUGUGAAGGCCUGAUUAGGACAUGUAUGUAAAGUAAAAGGCUGAUUAUGGUUCCACGUUCACGCAACUCAAUGACAUCGAAGACGCUUUGACGCAGUCGUGAACCUCUUUGGUUCCGAGUCGGGUUUUAGUUAGCGGCACUCGCUGCUGCGUCGCCUCGACGGAAGGUCACAAUUUUUUGGGAGGCGCCCGUGCGGUGGACACAAGGAGGUCUUCAACCUGAUGGUGUUAAAUAGGACGUGAUUAGGCCUGAUUAGGAUGUUUGUGUUAAAACAACAGGACUCGUGCGUCCUUAUCAACUCUCACCACGUCUGACGUCGUGCCAAAGCUCCUCUGACCUUGUUAGAAACAUUGUGUUUCAGGACAAGCCAAUCUUCCCCUUUGUCGUUCUCUAAUCGUGUUCCAUGCGAGGAGGCUCACACACCAUGGACCACACGGACUCUGAUCGCAUUGGCCUGUGUCGGUGACGUCACACCGUUGUAAAAUUGUGAUUAAAGUGCCAUCUUUGGA
This is a messenger RNA of Gadus morhua (Atlantic cod), 2993 nucleotides long. It is a transcript of the gene afg1la, whose product is annotated as AFG1 like ATPase a. Gene Ontology annotation, molecular function: ATP binding; ATP hydrolysis activity. The transcript is spliced from 13 exons. The record is from RefSeq and is a predicted model, not a curated record. The coding region runs from base 16 to 1416 and encodes 466 amino acids. NCBI's taxonomy places the organism in Eukaryota, Metazoa, Chordata, Actinopteri, Gadiformes, Gadidae. Gene Ontology annotation, cellular component: mitochondrion; cytoplasm.